CUUGGGGGUACACAGAGCUGCUCAGCGUGGCAUCCUUGUUUGAUCCAUGGCGAACCGCGGCGGGCAGCAGCUUAGGCGGGGGCUCGUCGUGGCCACGCUCCUGGCGCUCGCGGGGCUCCUCAUCCUCUCCGGCCUGUCCCUGGCCGCUUCCCUCGUCGGCCUAGCCGUCGCAGCGCAUCUGUUCCUUCUCUUGAGCCCGGUGCUCGUCCCCGCGGCGUUGCUUGGCGAGGGCGGUGCAGAAGGCGGCAAGCACGCCGGAAUACAUGGAGCAGGGGAACCGUCGGGUGAGGGAGGUGGCGGUGCACAAGACGCCGCACGCCCACAGACCAUAAGAAGGCUCAAAAUUACGAGCACUACGUCGCCGGCCGUAAGGUACAGAACGCCUGAAAGACUUUACUACUAUGUAUGCCACUGCGUCGCAUAAUGCCGUAUGUUAUUAUGAACGAAUGGCAUCGCGUGAAUGUGUAUACGCACACACAGCGGCAAAAAUACGAUUUUGUACAAUACACGUGAUCGUAUUUACUAAAAUAGAUAACUAUUUUCUGUAUUUAUGAAUUUAGCACAUAUAUUUGACGCACGGUGUAUCGAAAAUGAAUUUUCGAAGUACGGUGCACCGAAAAAGUCAUUUUCG
Molecule: messenger RNA, 631 nt
Organism: Phragmites australis (common reed)
Lineage: Eukaryota; Viridiplantae; Streptophyta; Magnoliopsida; Poales; Poaceae
Product: oleosin 18 kDa-like
Exons: 1
Coding region: 47-424 (125 amino acids)
Biological process (GO): response to freezing; seed oilbody biogenesis; lipid storage
Cellular component (GO): membrane; monolayer-surrounded lipid storage body
Source: RefSeq, a predicted model, not a curated record